GUUGGCAAAGUUAUAUCUAGUUCUGCUAAAUAGUUUACAUGUUUCCAUUUUCAUCCUGAUUUAUUUACAUUUAAGAGAGCUUCUCUGCUUUAGAUGAUACUCAAGGAACAUUGCAAGGAUUUGAGUUCCUUAUUUUUUUUCCCUGACUUUUCUCAUCUCAUUCUAUACCCAGAAUUGUAUUAAAAACAAGUUCCCAUGCUACUCCAGGGAACACCAACGUACACAUUCAUAGGAAACUACUUUUCUUUGAGAUCAACUUAACUCAGACAGAAUGGUUGACCAGCUCCAAGGAACGUGGAAGUCCAUUUCUUGUGAAAAUUUUGAAGACUAUAUGAAGGAACUGGGUAUAGGAAAAGCCAGCAGGAAACUGGGCUGUUUGGCAAAACCCACUGUGACCAUCAGUACAGAUGGAGAUGUCAUCACAAUAAAAACCAAAAGCAUCUUUAAAAAUAAUGAGAUCUCCUUUAAACUAGGAGAAGAGUUUGAGGAAGUCACACCAGUUGGCCACAAAACAAAGAAUAAAGUAACCUUAGAUAAUGGGUCCCUGAUUCAAGUUCAGGACUGGAAUGGCAAAGAAACCACCAUAACAAGAAAGCUGGUGGAUGGAAAAAUGGUGGUGGAAAGCUCUGUGAACAAUGUUAUCUGCACACGAACAUACGAGAAAAUAUCUUCAAACUCAGUGUCAAACUCUUAAGGCUUUCUCAGGCUGCCCUCCAAAAUAAUGAGGUUGCUUAAAUACAACUCCAAAGUAAAAUAUUAUGACUGUUAA
Messenger RNA from Cebus imitator (Panamanian white-faced capuchin), 769 nucleotides. RefSeq names its product fatty acid binding protein 12 (gene FABP12). The coding region runs from base 272 to 694 and encodes 140 amino acids. Gene Ontology annotation, molecular function: fatty acid binding. Gene Ontology annotation, cellular component: cytosol; nucleus. The transcript has 4 exons. Gene Ontology annotation, biological process: fatty acid transport. Lineage: Eukaryota; Metazoa; Chordata; Mammalia; Primates; Cebidae. The record is from RefSeq and is a predicted model, not a curated record.